AUGGAGCAGUUCAAGGGCCAACCUCGCCUUCCGAAAUUCGCCGUCCCUAAAGGAUACGACAUACGCCUCAAACCGGACCUCACCGCUUGCAACUUCGGCGGCUCCGUCGCCGUCGAUCUCGAUAUCGUCGCCGAUACCCGAUUCAUCGUCCUCAACGCCGCCAAGCUCUCUGUUAACGCCGGUGCUGUGUCUUUCACUCACCAGGACUCUUCCAAGGUUUUCAAGCCUUCAAAAGUUGAGAUAUUCGAAGAAGAUGGGAUUUUGGUUUUGGAGUUUGGGGAGACACUUCCAUUUGGGCUGGGAGUUUUGGCUAUUUCUUUUGAAGGAAUCUUGAAUGACAGCAUGAAGGGGUUUUAUAGAAGUACAUAUGAGCAUAAUGCUGAGAAGAAAAAUAUGGCAGUUACACAGUUUGAACCGGUUGACGCCAGGCGGUGCUUUCCAUGUUGGGAUGAACCUGCUUGGAAGGCUACAUUCAAGAUUACAUUGGCUGAUGUUCCGUCUGAAUUAGUAACUCUUUCCAACAUGCCGGUUGUAGAAGAAAAAGUGGAUGGACAUCUGAAGACAGUUUCAUAUCUGGAGUCACCCAUUAUGUCUACAUAUUUGGUGGCCAUUGUUGUUGGAUUGUUUGAUUAUGUUGAAGAUCAUACAUCUGAUGGGGUCAAAGUGCGGGUAUAUUGCCAAGUUGGUAAGGCAAACCAAGGGAAAUUUGCAUUGAGCGUUGCUGUCAGGACACUUGAAUUGUACAAAGAAUACUUUGCUGUGCCCUACUCUUUGCCCAAAUUGGAUAUGGUUGCAAUCCCUGAUUUUUCUGCUGAGGCCAUGGAGAAUUAUGGUUUAGUUACGUACCGUGAUGCAGCUUUGCUCUUUGAUGAGCAGCAUUCUGCAGCUUCCAACAAGCAAAAUGUAAUAUGCAAAUCCUGA
Prunus armeniaca (apricot) is the source of this 921-nucleotide messenger RNA. The record is from the annotation of a GenBank genome assembly. NCBI's taxonomy places the organism in Eukaryota, Viridiplantae, Streptophyta, Magnoliopsida, Rosales, Rosaceae.